Messenger RNA from Saccostrea echinata, 1476 nucleotides. RefSeq names its product probable ATP-dependent DNA helicase RecS. Gene Ontology annotation, biological process: telomere maintenance; double-strand break repair via homologous recombination. The transcript has 3 exons. The coding region runs from base 109 to 1476 and encodes 455 amino acids. NCBI's taxonomy places the organism in Eukaryota, Metazoa, Mollusca, Bivalvia, Ostreida, Ostreidae. The record is from RefSeq and is a predicted model, not a curated record. Gene Ontology annotation, cellular component: chromosome; nucleus; nucleoplasm. Gene Ontology annotation, molecular function: nucleic acid binding; ATP binding; 3'-5' DNA helicase activity.
GAUUAAAAUCAGCUGUUCUGAUACGCUACCGCUUACGAACAUCUGAAUCAACUCGUUUGGAGGUCACGUCCGAACGACCUGAAAAUCUAAAUAUUUAAAAACCAGGUCAUGACCUUUUGGAUCAAUGAAAAUGCACGUUUCUUAAUCAGCGUCGGGAGAAGACAGAAAAUGGCGGCGGAUUCGAUUAAAAAAGUGUUAAAGUUGUUUAACAUCACAAACAUAAAGGAAGAGCAGAAACAGAUCUUAAAUUUGCUUUUAAAAGGAGAGGACUGCAUAGCAGUAUUGCCCACAGGUUACGGUAAAUCAUUGCCGUACCAGAUGUUGAUCCCUAAAAGAAGAGAAAUGAACACCGACGACAACAGUAAAGUCAUCGUAUGCUCUCCAUUAAUUGCCUUAAUGCGUGAGCAGUGCGAAAGGUUAAACAGUAUCCCAGGCAUAACGGCUGUUUACAAAGGUGGCAGUCAGGAUAAUGACCUACAGAAAUUUAAUGUGUCCACUAUAGUUGUGGAUGAAUUCCAUACAAUUUCAACCUGGGGUGAAGAGGAAGGCAAACAAGCAUUUCGAAAAUGGUUUUCACAUAUUGGAGAACUGCGGUCGAUUCAUCCAAAGGCAUCUAUUCUUGCUCUAAGUGCUACAUGUACGAAAAAAAUUUCGAAAAGAGUGUCAAAAAUCCUUGAACUGCAAGCAGACACCAUUGAAAUCAGAAUUUCGCCAGAUAAAGAAAAUAUCAAACUUGUAGUGAAAAAGAUCCCGAACAUAACUGAAAUGGCUAUGGUUUGGGUAAUUGAUGCAUUGUGCGACAAAACUUUACCAAGGACCAUUCUCUACUGCAGUUCCAUUAAGGAUGCUUCCAACCUGUAUUCCUACAUUAUUACGAAACUUCCAAAGUGUGCCGAGGUGCAGAUGUUUCAUUCAGAGACACCUGAGGACAUCAAAACAAAAAUUUUGAAUGAACUAUCAGACGAAGAAAGCACAACAAAACUUGUGAUAGCCACAAGUGCAUUAGGCAUGGGAGUAGACAUACUUAAAUAUUCAAAUGUCAUCCUAUAUGGUGCCCCAAAAAGCAUUGUUGACAUUGUGCAGGAAAUUGGGAGAGUGGGUCGUGAUGGGAUGGAAGCUGUAGCACUUUUGCUACACAAUUCUUACCAUCUGAGAACAGUUGAUAGUGAGGUGAAGGACUUUUUCAAAACAACAGAAUGUAGACGUUUAUCAAUGUUGGCACCAUUUCUUUCAGAAGGUGAACUUUCAGAACAAAAGGAAAAGACAAGAUCACAUUCAUGCUGUGACCUGUGUGCUGACAAAUGUGACUGUGGAUCUUGUGAUCUGACCCCUUUGGAAAAACUUUUCAACGUUGAUAUUGAGGAAUUAAGUGACUUUAGUGAUCAGAAUUCAUCAGACACUGAAUGCUAUUAUAGUUCUCGCGAGGAAGACAACCUUGACACUCAUUUUUUCCGAUUAAGUACAAAGAAUUGCUAA